AUGAUGGGGUCAACGUUGGGGACGGUGAUGUUCCUGUGGAUGGUGAUCCGGCAGUUCUUCCCCUACUUCUCAGACCUCCAUCUGCGCAGGUGGGUGGAGAAGAUGGUCGGCUACGUCUACCCCUACGUGCAAAUUUCCUUCCCUGAGUUCGUGGGCGAACGUCUCAAGCGCAGCGAAGCCUUCACCGCCAUCGAAAUCUACCUCUCCGCCAACUGCGGCGGUGCAGCCAGGCGCCUCCGUGCGGAGCUCGGCAAGGACAGCUCCCAGCUGGUCCUCAGCAUGGACGAGCACCAAGAAGUAGUCGACGUCUUCGAGGGCGUCUCCUUCUGGUGGAGCUCCUCCGUCUCCAUCGUCAAGUCCCCGCAAUUUUCCUUUUACCCAACGCCGGAGGGGAAGCGCUCCUACCAGGUGACCUUCCACCGCCGACACCGCGAUCUGGUCAACGGCCGUUACCUCGCCGCCAUCAUGGCGCAGGGGAGGGAGAUCUUGGCCCAGCGUCGCCAGCGGAAGCUCUUCACCAACAGCCCCUCUAGAGACUCCGACUACCGCCAACUGCUGUGGAGCCACGUCCCGUUCGAGCACCCGGCAACCUUCGACACCAUCGCCAUGGAUCCCCAGAAGAAGAAUGAGCUCAUUCAGGACCUGCUCAACUUCCGCGACAGCAAGGACUAUUACAGGAAGGUGGGCAAGGCAUGGAAGAGAGGGUACCUUCUCUACGGGCCCCCCGGGACCGGAAAGUCCACCAUGAUCGCCGCCAUGGCAAACCUCUUGGAGUACGACGUGUACGACCUGGAGCUCACCGCCGUGAAGGACAACUCCUCCCUCCGCAGGCUUCUGAUCGAGACCAGCAGCAAAUCCAUCAUCGUCAUCGAGGACAUCGACUGCUCUCUGGACCUCACUGGCAGCCGGCGGAAGAAGGCCGCCGCCGCCGCCGCUGGGGAGGAGACGGAGGAGAAGAAGGUGAAGGAGGCGAUGAGGGAGAGGGACAACGAGGACAGUAAAGUGACGCUUUCGGGGCUGCUCAACUUCAUCGACGGGCUGUGGUCUUCCUGCGGGGGGGAGAGGCUCAUCGUCUUCACCACCAACUAUGCGGAGAAACUCGAUCCUGCGCUGGUGCGGAGGGGCCGGAUGGACAUGCACAUAGAGCUCUCCUACUGCCGGUUCGAGGCCUUCAAGAUGCUCGCGAGGAACUACCUGGGUUUGGAGGACCACCGGAGAUUCUCCGACGUGCGGCGGAUCAUUGAGGAGGUGGAUAUCACGCCGGCCGACAUAGCGGAGCUCCUCAUGCCGCGGAGUCGCUAUGGUGGCGCCGCCGAAGCCGAUGCGUGCAUGGACGCGCUCGUCAGGGCCCUCGAGGACUCCAAGGCCAAGGCCGCCGCCGCGAGGGCGGCAGAGGCCGCUGAGGCGGCGGCGGGGGUGGUCUCGCUGGAGCCGGAGAAGACGACGGAAAGGGGCAAGGCUGCUGGGAAGGUUGGACCGGAGCCGGAGAAGACGGCGGAGGUGGCCGCUGAGGCGGCGUCGGAGGUUUAG
Molecule: messenger RNA, 1530 nt
Organism: Spirodela intermedia
Lineage: Eukaryota; Viridiplantae; Streptophyta; Magnoliopsida; Alismatales; Araceae
Source: the annotation of a GenBank genome assembly